Messenger RNA from Nyctereutes procyonoides (raccoon dog), 1319 nucleotides. RefSeq names its product oocyte-expressed protein. The record is from RefSeq and is a predicted model, not a curated record. Lineage: Eukaryota; Metazoa; Chordata; Mammalia; Carnivora; Canidae. The transcript has 3 exons. The coding region runs from base 99 to 563 and encodes 154 amino acids. Gene Ontology annotation, cellular component: apical cortex; protein-containing complex. Gene Ontology annotation, molecular function: mRNA binding. Gene Ontology annotation, biological process: embryonic pattern specification; establishment or maintenance of apical/basal cell polarity; regulation of gene expression.
UGGCCGGAAACCGUAAAAGGGGGGCACAGCUUUCGUGCCUCCCUGGUGUUCCGCCGGCGCUCUCUGGACCCUUCUCUUCCCGGGCUGCUGGACCUAGCAUGGUCGACGACGCGGGUGCUGCUGAGGUUCCGGGGGACGAAUGGAGGCCCGCCCGGUCCCUGGACAGGCUGCUCAGGGCACCACUUCCACCACCGCGGAUUCGCACCCGGCCUUGGUGGUUUCCAGUGCAGGAGCUGAGAGACCCGCUGGUGUUUUACCUGGAGGCGUGGCUGGCUGACGCCAUCUUCGGCCGAGACCGAGCCAUAAUUCCAGAAAUAGAGUGGAUGAGCCAAGUCCUGCUGACGGUGGACGUAGUUAACUCUGGAGACUUAGUUGAAAUCAGUAUCUUCGGAUGGCCCCGUGUACAAAAUCGGGUGAAGAGCGUGCUCCUGAGCCUGGCAUCUUGGCACCGGAAACAUCGUGCCAGAGGUGCCACACUCAUGGAAUCCAACAUGGGGCUUGAACUGACAAUCCUGAAAUCAAGACCUGAGCGGAGAUCAAGAGUAGGUCCCUCAAUGGACUGAGCCACCCAGGUGCCCCCAUAAACAAUUGUAAUAAAAAAAUACAGAGAGCUCCCAUGUACUCUUACUCGGUUUCCUCCUAUGGUAACAUCUUGCAAACCUAUAGUACAAUAUCGCAACCAGGAUAUCAACAUUGAUGCAGUCAAGACACAGAAUGUUUCUAUCAUGAGAAUCCCCCAUCUUGCCCUUUGCUAGCCAUACCCACUUCCUUUCAGUCCCCAUCCCCUCUUUGAUUCUAGCAACCACUUCUCUGUUCUUCUGUUUAAUAAUUAUGUCACUUCAAGAAUGUUAUAUAAAUGGAAUCAUAUAAUAUAUAAACUUUUAAGAUUGGCAUUUUUUCUCCCACUUACUAUUAUUCUGUGGAGAUUCAUCCAGGUUGUUUCUAUUAACUGUUUUCUUUUAUUGUUGAGUAAUAUUCCAUGGUAAGCUAUAUCACAGUUUGUUUAACCAUUCACUUGUUAAAGGACACGUGUGUUGUUAACAGCUUUUUGCUAUUACAGGUAAAGUUGCUCUGAACCCUCUUGUGCAAGUUUUUGUGUGGACAUAUGUUUUCAUUUCUCUUGGGCAAAUAUGUAGGAGAGUAAUUGCUAGGUCAUGUGUAACUCUAGUUGUUUGAGGAACUGUGAGACUGUCUCUAGAGUUGCUGUAUGUACCAUUUUACCUUCCCAUCAGCAAUGUAUGAGUGAUUUGGUUUCUCUGAAACCUCACUUUAGGGUUGUCCCUAUUUUUAAUUUUAGUUAUUCUGAUAGUUGUGUAGUG